UGCUGCUGCUGCUGCUGCAUCUCCGGCAGCAGCUGCGGAGGGAGGAGCAGCAGCAGCGCCGGAAGCGGCAGCAGCGGGCGCCGCCGGUUCGCCGCCCGCAGCCGCAGCCGCAGCAGCAGCCGCAGCAGCAGCAGCAGCAGCAACACCGGAAGCAGCAGCAGCAGCAGCAGCAGCAGCAGCAGCAGCAGCAGCAGCAAAAGGACCUUUGGUGGUGCGGCUGUUCAGCAGAAGACAAGAAGACAUAACAGCAAAGUACCCCGACGUUGCUGCGCUGGUGCUGCAGUGUCUGGACAGCUCCACGCGCAGCUGCAUCCUCGACGCCGAAGCCGUCGCCUGCAGCAGCGCCGCCCCGCAGCAGCAGCAGCAGCAGCAGCCGCAGCAGCAGCAGCAGCAGCAGCAGCAGCAGCAGCAGCAGCAGCGGGAGGCGCUGGAGCUGCUGCCGUUUCAGGUGCUGGCGAGCCGGCGGCGGAAGCUGGUGGAAGUCUCGGAAAUAAAAGUAAAAGUUGCAGUUUUUGUUUUCGAUUGCAUGCAUUUAAAUGGAAAGUCUCUUUUAAAAACUAAUUUGCUGCAGCGCCGCGAGCGCAUGCACCGCGCCCUCCAGCUGUACGUACACCCCAGGCUCCGCGCAGCAACCCACGCCCCAGUCCGCUCCCCCGCGGAAUUCUCCACCUUCCUCCUCCAGGCCAUCCGCAGCGGCUGCGAGGGUUUGAUGGUGAAGGCGCUGGGGGAGGUUUACGAACCCUCGAAGCGCUGCAACAAUUGGCUGAAAGGCAAGCGCAGCAAGUUGUUUGAGGCUCUUCUGCUGGACAUAGGGUUUAGGGGGAAGCGGAGCGGAGUGUUUGGGGCUUAUUUGUUGGCGGUUUACGACCCCAAGACGGAAACCUUCCAAAGCUGCUGCCGCGCUGGAUCAGGGUUUAGCGACGAGGCGGCGGGAGGAGGGAGGAACCGCUACAUCACGGAAAUGAAGGCAGCCUGCGUGGAGGCCCUCGCAGUGGCCAUAGCAGACCCCAGCGUUGUGCAUGAGGGAUAUUCCCUCAGCAGCAGCAGCAGCAGCAGCAGCAGCAGCGGCAGCAGCAGCAGCAGCAGCAGCAGCAGCAGCAGCAGCGAGUCUGAAGAGGAGUCCGAGGAGGAGAGCAGCAGCAGCAGCGACGAGAAGGGCCCCGCAGCUGCAAAGGGAUCUGCAGCAGCAGCAGCAGCAGCAGCAGCAGCAAACAAGCAGCAAAAGCCUGCUGCUGCUGCUGCUGCUGCGCUGCCAAAGGUCUCAGUCAAACCUGCAGAAGCAGCAGCACCAGCAGCAGCAGCAGCAGCAGCAAAAGCACCAGCAGCAGCAGCAAAAGCAAAACAACCAGCAGCUGCAAAACCCAGCAAAGCACCCUCCAGCUCCUCCUCUUCCUCUUCUUCAGAAGAAAGUUCGGAAGAGUCUUCUGAAGAAGAGUCCGAAGAAGAAGAGUGA
Messenger RNA from Eimeria necatrix, 1453 nucleotides. Its product is annotated as DNA ligase , related. The annotation marks the transcript as partial. NCBI's taxonomy places the organism in Eukaryota, Apicomplexa, Conoidasida, Eucoccidiorida, Eimeriidae. The transcript is spliced from 7 exons. The record is from RefSeq and is a predicted model, not a curated record. Gene Ontology annotation, molecular function: DNA ligase (ATP) activity; ATP binding. Gene Ontology annotation, biological process: DNA repair; DNA recombination; lagging strand elongation.